Molecule: messenger RNA, 3399 nt
Organism: Hyaloscypha bicolor E
Lineage: Eukaryota; Fungi; Ascomycota; Leotiomycetes; Helotiales; Hyaloscyphaceae
Exons: 7
Coding region: 1-3399 (1132 amino acids)
Source: RefSeq, a predicted model, not a curated record
AUGGCUUCUGUGCAUAUGCACCGCGUGCGCCAGUUAAACCAAUUUUCACUUUUGGAGAUUCACCGUGUCCUUGGCGGGUGCUUCUGCGAGAGGGUCGUACGACGGCAGCAGCCGGGCAAGGGCGGAGGGAAAGGAGCUUCUAAACAAGAGGGCGCCCGCAAAGGUCGAGGUCGAGGAGUCGUAGCAGAGCGCAAGGACCACGGGCUUGUUGGCAUCCGUCGUCCAGCGAGCGAGGAAUCGGAUCGUCCACGACAGCUUUCCCUUCCCCGCGCUUCUAACGGUGAUGCUCCACAGGUCGACGGCGGGGAAGAGGUGGGAUGGCAGCUCCGCGGCGGAGACAUCGGGCGCCGCGGUGCUGCCCCCGAGGCUGGAGAGUCGCGUCCAGAGAUCCCCCGUCGACCCGGAGUUCUCGCUGAGGCUGCACUCGAGCCCCACCGGCGUGAAGCGCAGCCAGAAGACGAAGUUGGUCGUGGUCAGCCGCACGGUGAGCACAAAGGAGCUCGUCGUGGUAAACGUCGUGUUGCUCGUGCUGGCCGGCGUGGCGAUACCGAGGAUCUGGUUCCAUCGCUUUUCGGCUUCGGAGAGGCUGCGGAUGGGGAUGCCGCCGGUGGAGCGCUGGAAACAAAAGGUCGGCCCAGUGGCCAGCGUGCUGAGGUUGAAGCCAAACUCGCUCUUCAGCUCGCCCGCGAUCUUUUGCCGGAUUUCGGAUGUGUCGGUGCUCAGCUUGAACGUGAGCGCGGUGACGAUGCGAAACGUGGCGCCGGGUACACACCACAGCGCGUUGCGCUUCUCGGCCGUGUCAAGGACGACAGUAGUACCCGCGGUAGCUCCAGCGACAACCUUAGUCAGCAGGCCGGCCGGGACGAUUCCGAAGCGCUGCAGCGCCUGCGCGAGCGUGACCUGGGGCUUGUCGGCGCCAAAGACAGCUGGGGUGGCCCCAAUGUCAGCGUCGAGCCCCAUCAGCACCACCCCGCUCCCCGUGGGGUCCACAUUCGCAUCCGCUGUGUUGAAUCGGGCGCUGUUUCUCUUGCUGCUGAAGCCCAGGCCCCAGAAUCGCGUGCUCGUGGCCGAGACGACGUCAGAGCUCACGGCUGCCGUCGUUUGGACCUGCGCAUGCUGGAGAAAGUCCACCCAUCAGCACGCAGCGAGCAGCGGAACGGCCCGGCGCCGGGCGGGGAUGUCGGAAGGGCGGCUCGCUUCCGGAGGCAGAAGCUCAUCCUCAUCCCCGUCCUCGUGACCAUCGUCAGAAGUAUUCGCACUGUCGACGUCGCUCAUAAUGUGUGCGCUGGUGAUAUACUCGUUUUGUCGGGGAGGGGGAAAGAUGGCGUACUUGCUGCUCUUCUGCUCGAGAGAAAAGUUGAGCACGAUCGACUGCCUAGUGAAUGGCGUGACGACACGCCUGUCCGCAGCGUGCGGCGUGCGGCGUGCGGUGCGCGGGGUACAGUACCUUUAAAGGGUGGCAUCAAACUCCUCAGCACCGGUAUGGCCAAACAAGACAGCGAAAAGAACCCUCCUUGCCUCCAUCAGACUUCACCCUUCCUCGAUUCGAACCAAACGACGGCGGGAAAAUGCUCUAUCUGCCGUGCCUCCGGUGUUCGAAAGUACGCGAUGGAGCUGCGCUGGUUUGGACGUACGUUCAACCAGAAAGUGGAAGAAGAACAGAAGGGAAAAGAAAAACAGGAGGUAAAAAAUGUAGCUUUAUUCAAAGAAGUGUUCAAGGACAACCUUCCGGGAAAUGAUCCUGCUCAGCUCAAAAUGGGGUCGAAUUAUCUUGAACGCAUUGUUGGAAAUGAUAAGAGCCUACAGGAAAAGCUUAAACAGCUCAGUCUAACGCCAGACUUUGCCAGCUGCGUUAAAGAUUUCAAACCUUACGCCAGACAGAUUGAUGAGAAAGGGCGAUGGAGAAUCGCUUUUGCUAUUGAGAAAGAUCAGAAUGGAGAGACCUAUCACGCUUUGAUUGCCGCGUUCGUGACCAACACCUGGAUCGAAAGCGAAGAUGGGAAGGGCAAAAGAGAUCCAAACAACAAAGAAAAUCUCCCUUACAUCGUGGCCCCCUACUACAAGCCAGCAAAAUCUUCGCAGGUGCUAUUACUCGGGACCUACUUACGGGAUAUGCAAUUUAGAUACGAAGUUGGUAAAUGUCUCGAAUACUACACGACAAAGGAUGUCAAGUUAGACAAGCAAACCACGAAACCACCCGCAACCCUCGCUAUCGCCGACUUCUUCCAUGCCCAUCCAGAACACGACAAGCAACAGGCGAUCCAUUCGGCGAUUGUCAAUGUUCUAAACGACAAGGGCUUAGAAAAGGUGCUGGUGGACAACAAGAACGAAGACAUUAUCAAGCCACACCAAAUUUCCCCCAGCUCCCUUGCAUUGUACUAUAUCCGCCGAGUUCUCGCCGUGAGCGGAACGGACCUUCCUAGAAAGGAAGAUGUGGGUCGUUUUAUCGUCAUCAUAGUAAGACGAAAAUCACCCGGCACAGCUGGUGAUCACCGGUUUAUGGAUGUUGAUAACCUUGAGGCGACGAUCGAUGCCCUCGUCCAGGUUAAUAAAGUGGCGGCGCAGCUAAAUGCGAAGCAGAUCACUCACGUGUUGCUCUACGACGCCCUCGGCGUCGAUGAGGCUGCUACACUUCAGACAAAAGUAAGCUUUAAGAUCCUCUAUAUCGGCUCACCCUUCUUCGGGGGAGUUGCCCAUGACCAUAUCAAGGAACUCUGGGACCACUUCAAGCGCCCGAAUGAAUACACGCCCACAGAGGUGAAAGCCCUCGGCAUCUUCAUCGCACUACGAGAGCUCUACGGCAACUCAGUUGCGUGCAUCGGGUUUCGCAGCGGCAGUCUCGACGGGUCUGGCUUUCUCGGGAUCCCGAUCUUCUCCCUUGAUAACAAGAUCACCAAUGACUAUUGGUAUGAGCUUUAUAAAGCGAGAGAUCUCACCAAAGAGGAAGAAAUCCUCCCCAAAGGAGCCGACUACAAGGAGCUUUCCGAGGACAAGAAAAAGGAGCUUAACAAUUUGAGGGAGCAGGCAAAAGAGGAUAAAUAUAAGGAUGCAAACGCUAUAUGGGUCAGAGAGAUCGGGGAUGGGAACUACCUCUGGGACCUCGAGAAAUAUGGUCGGGGGAAUCCCCGGAAAUACGAACGCAUCGAGGGACUUGCUGUGCGCGUCAACACGUUCAUCACUAUCAACCUCCCUCUAUAUUUUGGGGCUGAUCCCGGGCUCACUUUAAGGUUAGUGGAGGAUGCAAAACGCCAUUUGAUUGCUGCGAUAGUAGUCUAUCUAUGUCAUGAGGACGCUCAGCAGCCGUUAUGGACAAGGAGAAUAGAGUGGAUGAAGAGCGAGAAGAAGGCAUUUUUGCAUGUGUGUUUUGAUAAAGCGUUCGAGUUUAUCAAAUCGAAAUAG